This is a messenger RNA of Medicago truncatula (barrel medic), 942 nucleotides long. Its product is annotated as mitochondrial fission 1 protein A. Gene Ontology annotation, biological process: autophagy of mitochondrion; mitochondrial fission; peroxisome fission. The transcript has 5 exons. NCBI's taxonomy places the organism in Eukaryota, Viridiplantae, Streptophyta, Magnoliopsida, Fabales, Fabaceae. Gene Ontology annotation, molecular function: protein binding. Gene Ontology annotation, cellular component: mitochondrial outer membrane; peroxisomal membrane. The record is from RefSeq and is a predicted model, not a curated record. Bases 96 to 611 code for a protein of 171 amino acids.
CUUAACUAGUAAGACACCGUGUCCUAGUCCGAGUCGGUGUAGCGAGUAGUAUUAAGUCUGUGUGCUCUCUCUCUCUCUCUCUCACAGGUUUAUCAAUGGCGAAACUCGAAGCUAAGCUAGGAAUGAUCGUUGACAAGGUUGGACAAUUCUUCUCCGGCAGUGACCUUCUUCCCUCCUGCGAUCCCGAUAUCAUCGCUGGAUGUGAAAGAGAGGUUGCUGAGGCCGAGAAACAACCUGCCUCUGAUGAGGCUAUGCAAGAAUCUCUCUUGCGUUUAUCAUGGGCUCUUGUCCACUCAAAACGUCCAGAAGAUGUGCAGCGUGGGAUAGCAAUGCUUCAAUCAUCAUUACCGAGUACUGUUGACCCGCUGAAACAAAGGGAGAAGCUUUAUCUUCUGGCUGUUGGAUAUUACAAAAGUGGUGACUAUUCAAGGAGCAGGGAACUUGUUGAGAAAUGCCUAGAGAUUGCAUCCGACUGGAGGCAGGCAUUGUCACUUAAGGAGGCGAUUGAGAGUCGGAUAACAAAAGAUGGUGUCAUUGGCUUGGGCAUUGCUGCAACUGCUGUUGGACUGAUUGCAGGUGGGAUUGCAGCAGCUGUGUCUCGUAAAAAGUGACAUAAUCCUUUCUAUUAAACAUAUGAUAGCAGCUGAUAUGUAAGAGGCAAACAUAUAUGAUACUGUGAAUUUGCUGCAUCUUACUGUUUAUAAAGGAGGGAGCAAACAAUGAUGUGUACAAAGUGGUGGAGAGAUGUUGUGUGUUUCAUGUUUUAAAAGACUUCAAUAUUUGCAUGUCUUUUUUUCCUCCUCUUCUCCAUCAAUUUUCCCCCAUCUUUCUUAUGAUGCAAUCAUGUUGAUCAAAUACGAGUUUGACAUUGCGAUUAAACUCCUUGAAUGAUGAUGUAAGAAUAACCGUAUUAGUAAUUGCAAUUUCCAACUUUGGACAAUA